Messenger RNA from Onthophagus taurus, 948 nucleotides. It is a transcript of the gene Naa40, whose product is annotated as N-alpha-acetyltransferase 40. Lineage: Eukaryota; Metazoa; Arthropoda; Insecta; Coleoptera; Scarabaeidae. Gene Ontology annotation, molecular function: protein N-terminal-serine acetyltransferase activity; histone H2A acetyltransferase activity; histone H4 acetyltransferase activity. Gene Ontology annotation, cellular component: nucleus. The record is from RefSeq and is a predicted model, not a curated record.
AUGCAACCCAACUGUAAUAGAAACAGCACGUUUUUGUGUAUUUUUGCAGGAUUAAUGGCAGGUUUUUAUGCGAAUUAAAGCAAUUUGUUACAGAGAGUACCACUAAAAAUGGGCCGCAAAAGCAAUAAUAAAGGUAAAGAAAGAAGAGAAGAAAAGCGUUUGGCCCAAAAAGAACAUCAAGCUAAAUUAGCACGAUCUUUAGAAGCUAUACAAAAAGCAAAUCAAUUAGAAGAUCCCAUGGAACCUUUUCCAGCUUUUAGAAAGUUUCAAAAAAACGGGAUUGAUGCCGAACUUUAUGUUAAAAGAGUUAUUCAUUUGGACGAAGCUAUAAAAGAGUGGAUUUUUGAUUUGGAAAAGCGAAAUAUGAAGCAAAAAUAUGAUGAUUGCUCGUGGGGUUGGCGAGAUUGGAAGAAAAAGGACGAAUUAAUGCAUGAUUCCGCUUGGUAUUUAAUUGCACAAACUAUAGAUGGGGUUAAGAUCGGAUUUUCACAUUUUCGUUUUGAUUUAGAAUCGGAAAUUGAAGUUCUUUAUUGUUAUGAAUUGCAAAUUGAACCUGAAUAUGUUGGAAAAGGUUUAGGGAAGUUUAUGAUGCAAAUAUUAGAAUUGAUAGCUUUUACAAAUAAUAUGCGUAAAGUUGUUUUAACAAUUCUUAAAAACAAUCCUUGUAGCAACUUUUUUAAGCACAUAAAAUAUCAAAUAGAUGAACCAUCACUUUGCCAUAAAGAUGAAGCUUCUCAUCCCUAUGAGAUUCUUAGUAAAGUUAAUAAAAAGCUGAUUUCAACUGAGGAGAUGGAGGCACAUCACGGCCAUGGACACUCUCACAAUCAAUCUCAUUGUUGUCCUGGACAUCACUAAUUAUAAUAAAUUGGCAUUUUCUUAUUUUUUCUGAUAUCUUACAAGUAUUAAGUCCAUACAUUUUUUUAAUUUAAUAAGUACGCUUUAAUUUUU